Molecule: messenger RNA, 2077 nt
Organism: Maylandia zebra (zebra mbuna)
Lineage: Eukaryota; Metazoa; Chordata; Actinopteri; Cichliformes; Cichlidae
Product: serine/arginine-rich splicing factor 1
Cellular component (GO): nucleus; cytoplasm
Molecular function (GO): mRNA binding
Source: RefSeq, a predicted model, not a curated record
AUGGAUCAAAUCCAGGAGGAGGGCUGGGAGGUGCAGGAUGGAUCCACACGCGACGUGUUUUAUAAAUACGGAAUCAUUCGCGAUAUUGACCUGAAAACCCGGAGAGGAGGUCCGCCGUUUGCCUUCGUAGAAUUUGAGGACCCGAGGGAUGCAGAGGAUGCUGUUUAUGGACGUGAUGGUUACGACUAUGAUGGCUACCGUCUGCGUGUUGAAUUCCCUUGAAGUGGAGGUGGAAGGGGAGGUGGUGGCAGAGCUUUAGGAGCCCCAAGGGGACGGUAUGGUCCCCUGUCACGGCGCUCCGAGUACAGGGUUAUAGUCUCAGGCCUUCCCCCCAGCGGGAGUUGGCAGGACCUGAAGGAUCACAUGCGGGAGGCAGGUGAUGUAUGUUAUGCUGACGUGUACCGUGAUGGCACUGGCGUGGUGGAGUUUGUACGCAAGGAAGACAUGACCGCCAUCCGUAAAUUGGAUAACACCAAGUUUUGCUCCCAUGAGGGUGAGACGCCCUACAUUCGCAUAAAGAUGGACGGCCCUCGCAGCCCCAGCUACGGUUGCUCACGUUCUCGUAGCCAUAGUCGAAGCCGGAGCAACAGCGGGUCACGCAGCUACUCCCCACAUCGCAGCAGAGGAUCUCCUCACUACUCUCCCCGACGCUCCCGCUCUCGCUCUCGCACCUAGACGCCCCUCCUAUGACAUAAACCACCAGCUCAUCCCACCAGCUCGUCUCAGAGUGGAGACGACAGACUUCACAGAACAGAUCUCCAUGGACCAUUUGCUGUGUUAACUGUUUCCUGCAUCUCUUGUGUGUUUCUUUUCCCCCAGAUUUCUGUUGCGGGAUUUAUUUUGCUUUAGACCAGCUGAAUUUUCCUGGUUUAUGUAUGUCCCCUUUACUUAUAUCCUUUUCUCACCCUUUUCACGCACAAUGAUCUAAACCUUUUUCCUGCAAACUUGUCCCUUCCUAUGUGUGUACUCCUCCUCUUCCAGUUCCAACCUGUGUGUGGAUUGUAUGCUUUGUGUUUUGGUUUUUAUACUGGGGUUGUUAUGGAUGUAUAUAUAUUAAUAUACAUAUAUUUGUUACCAGCAUUGCUUAUAAAAUUGUAUUUUGACCCUUUCCCGUGUUUCUCUGUUCAGAGUUCAGAGGAGCAGGAUAGGAUGGGAACAGAGGAGACUGUUCAUAUUAGGAUAAGCAGGAGGAGGAGGAGUCAGAUAUGGCACCAAUGGCUGUGGUCUCUAUAUCUGAAAUCUGCAUAAGAUAAGGCUUUAGUCCAUUUUAGCCAUAAAUAUAUGCUUGAACAUAGCUGAUUACUGUAAUGAGAUGUUUGUGGUUGUAGUAAAGGUUUUGUUUGUUGCAUGCUCACAUUCUAAAGUUCAUACCGGCAAGGUUAGACAAGCCCCUAAAGUCCAGUGAUUCUUCUCAGUAGUCCCUGCAGAUUUUUCUAAAACAUUAUAAAGUCCUGUGAUGGUUCUGUCCCUGGUAGCUGUAUUUGUUGACAUUUCUUUAAGCAUUUUCCUGAAGGUGUGAUUCUAACUUGCCUCCUUCUCUUUGGUUCUGCUGGUAUUCUGAAGGUCUGGACUGGGCUCAUUGUCUCCCCAUUCCGGAGCCGGAUUAGGAUUAGGCUUCAGGAUGGAUACAUGGAGCAGGAGCAUUGGAGCAAUUUACCGGGAGAGGAUCCCCACCCCUGACCCUGUCCACAUAACCCCAUCAAAGUGGAAACAUUUUGUAGAAAUAUUCAAACUUUAAAUUGGCCUUCAAACAGCAGAAAGAAAAUUUCUUUCCACACGGGAAGGCUUCCUGAUGAGAAUUAUUUUUCUUUUUUAAAUUAACAUGAUCAAAGCUUGGUGUAAUCCAGGAGGAGGGCUGGGAGGUGCAGGAUGGAUCCACGCACAUAAGGAGAGUGGUAAAGCUAAACAUGAACACACUUACGGAGGGUGGGGAGACUGGGAGGUUACAGGAGAAUGUGACUUUAUGUAUGUCACAUUUCUCUUAGGUCAGCGCUUUUCUGCAGAAGAUGCAUAUUCAUUAGGAUAAAUAUAAUCUCCAGUACAUUGAAAAGCUUCAAUAAAAAAUCAGUUUACAGUU